AUGAGCGUCGACUGCGUUUACACCAGUGCAGUGACGUUGCUGCUGUGUUGUUCGGCCGUCCUGGGCCGGCCGUCGUCCAAUGGUGGAGCGGACGGUGGUGGCGGCGGGGGCGGCGGUGGAGGCGCCGGAGCCGGUGGUGGCGGUGGAGGUGGUGGCGGUGGUGGCGGUGGGUCAUCUGUGGACGACACCGACGAGAGCCCGGUGGUGGUGACCAGCUCCGGCAUGGUGCAGGGCUACACGAAGAUCAUUGCGAACCGCGAGGUGCGGGUGUACACGGGCAUACCGUUCGCCAAGCCACCGGUGGGCCCCCUAAGGUUCCGGCGCCCGGUGCCCGUUGACCCGUGGACGGGAGUGCUGAACGCCACUAGGCUGCCGAACACGUGCUACCAGGAGCGGUACGAGUAUUUCCCCGGGUUCGUUGGCGAGGAGAUGUGGAACCCGAACACCAAGCUUUCCGAGGACUGUCUGUACCUGAACAUCUGGAUACCGAAGAAACAACGCACCAGGCACCAUUCGAACAACGCGCAUCACGCCAAGAUACCGGUACUGGUAUGGAUAUACGGCGGAGGUUACAUGUCCGGUACUUCGACAUUAGACAUCUACGACGGCGAUCUGCUGGCGGCCACUUUCGACGUGAUGAUCGCCUCCAUGCAGUACAGGCUCGGGGCAUUCGGUUCGUUGUAUUUAACGCCAGAGCUGCCAGAGGAUAGCGACGACGCCCCUGGCAAUAUGGGAUUAUGGGAUCAGGCGCUGGCUAUCAAGUGGAUCAAAGAAAACGCAGCGGCUUUCGGCGCUGAUCCAGAGACAAUUACGUUGUUUGGCGAAUCGGCUGGUGGUGGAUCAGUGAGCGUGCACCUAAUUUCGCCGGAGACAAGGGGCAUGGUGAGACGUGGGAUCAUACAGUCUGGAACCGUGAACGCACCUUGGAGCUAUAUGACUGGCGAACGGGCAGUGGACAUAGCAAAGAAGUUGUUGGACGAUUGCAAUUGCAAUUCGACGUCGUUGGAUAGCAACCCGAUCGGCACCAUGUCGUGCAUGCGAUCUGUCGACGCAAGUACCAUAUCCAAAAAGCAGUGGAACAGCUAUUCCGGUAUUUUGGGUUUCCCGUCUGCGCCCACCGUGGACGGGGUUCUCCUGCCAGAACACCCGCUGGACAUGUUGGCUAAGGCGAACUUUUCGGACAUCGACAUACUCAUUGGAAGCAAUCUGAACGAAGGAACAUAUUUUUUGCUGUAUGAUUUUGUCGAUUUCUUCGACCGGACGUCGGCCACCGCAUUGCCCAAGGAAAAAUUUGUGCAAAUAGUCAACGUUAUAUUCAAAGACAGAACACAGCUGGAAAGAGACGCCAUUAUAUAUCAGUAUUCGGGAUGGGAAAAAAAAGAAGUGGACGACAAAUAUUCCAACCAAAAACAACUGAGCGACGUGGUUGCAGAUUAUUUCUUCGUUUGUCCAACCAACCUCUUUGCCAACAUCGUGUCAAGUCGUGGAGCUCGGGUUUACUACUAUUUCUUCACUCACAGGACAGACUCACACUUGUGGGGUGAUUGGAUGGGCGUAUUGCACGGCGACGAGAUGCAAUACGUGUUUGGCCAUCCUUUGAACAUGUCGAUGCCGUACAACGCCAGGGAAAGAGACUUGAGCAUACGAAUCAUGGAAGCAUUCACCAGAUUUUCGUUGACCGGAACACCUGUAUCAGAUGACAUAGAUUGGCCACUAUACAAUGAAUCAAACCCAAUAUAUCAUGUUUGGAAUGCUGCUGAAUUACACGUAGGAUACGGACCUAGAGCAGCUGAAUGCCAGUUUUGGAACGGAUUUUUCCCGAAAAUCGCCCAAGCCUUGAAAGAAACUACCAAAAUUACUUGUGAAGAUUAUCCAGACUCGAUGCCCACUACCAACGAAAAUUGUACGUUCACGUCAUCGUUUGCUACUAUCAAUCCGCGAAUCUCCUUCACCAUAAUAUUCAUCUUCGUUCUACCGGCACAUGGAUUGUUCUAA
This is a messenger RNA of Macrosiphum euphorbiae (potato aphid), 1995 nucleotides long. NCBI's taxonomy places the organism in Eukaryota, Metazoa, Arthropoda, Insecta, Hemiptera, Aphididae. The record is from the annotation of a GenBank genome assembly.